AUGGCCAGCAAUGCCUCCCCCAACCCACAAUUCCUCGCGCCUCCGGCCGUGACAGCAUUGCGGCAGGAGGCUCGGAACAUCCACCCGAAGAUGGCCCGAACCUUGAGUGACGAUAUGCGAGAGGAACGGGAGGACCUGAAGGAGGCGGCCGAACAGACGUUGAAUAUUAUUGUGGACAUGGAUCUCGAGGGUCGCAUCAAAUGGGUCAGCCCGUCGUGGAGGCAGGUGGUCGGUUCGUCCCCGCGGUCGGUCGAGGGCCAUAUGGUCUCCGAUAUUCUGCUCGGAAACCGUGAUGUGUUUCGGGAUGCAAUCGAGUCGAUGCGGCAGGACGAUUCGCGAAGUCGCUUCAUUCGACUAGCUGUACAGAUGGGACCGGACUCGGUCUUACGAUACUCGCCCGAACCCUCGCCAGCGGCGAUGAAGGGCGAACCUGGCAGCGAAAUGGAAGAAGAAAUGACUCGGGGGCAAGACAGCAACAACGUGCUGAACAUGGAGGGUCAGGGAAUCAUGGUCUAUGAUCGGACCGAUGAUGAAACAGGCCAUACGAUGUGGAUGUUACGGCCACUGACGGAGCCGAGAGAAGUAACAAUUGACCUACCACCCCUACUGGUGGAAUCCCUCGGCGUGGGAGCGGAAGUUCUCGCCAACUACUUGACUGAACUGGCCGAGGCUGCCGCCACGGAGCCCGAUCCUUCCAAGCAUCCGGCCCCGACUCCCGUUCUUUGUCGCAUCUGUGAGCGCCAGAUUACCCCGUGGUGGUUCGAGAAGCACUCCGACCUGUGUCUACAGGAACACCGCGCGGAAAUGGACGUUCAGCUGGCUCAGGAGAAUCUCAAUGAGCACCGGCAUGCCAUCGUCAAGGUACUGGAUACACUGGAGGCCCGACAAGGCAGACCCCUCGUUGGGACGGACGGAAACUCAGCACCCGCUGCCCAGGCGGAGUACAAAGGACUUGCAAUUGGGCCCUCCCCGGCGGGAUCUGCCCCGUCCUCCGGGCCAGUCUCAGGAAGCAACUCUGCACCAGGUACGCCACCUCGAUCGCGAGAACACUCCGCGUCCGGUGCCAUCCCGACUCGACCUCGCUCAUUCACCGUUCGGAGACCGUUGGCGAGAAUCGUGGAACUUGUUCUUGACCUGUGCGACACCUCUCUGGAGAUCAGUAUGCCCGUGAUUAAGGAAACAUCUCGCGCAGACGCAGAGGACUUCCGAACAUUGUCACCACAGUCCGAGUCUCGCAUCUCUCAGGUGCUCCAGUGGCAGUCUCCUAGCGCUAACACUCUGGAGCAAGAACAAGGCCUAGCUGCAUUGUCAGCCGACACUGAAAAGGUUGCCAAGGCCAAAGUGGACGCCGUGGUCCGUCACCGCAAGAUUGUCGAGUAUGCAGAACGGAUUCGAAUUGAGUACACGGUACUCGUCGAGGAGUGCAUAGGCGCCGCCCUUAGCAAAGCGGAACGCAUAGCUGCAGGCCAGCUCAGUGAUUCCUCAUGUUCCUCCGACGAAGAAAUAGCACCAGACACCCUCGAUCACCAGACUACCCUGGACGACACAGGCAGCAAUACUGCCGAGGAGGACUCUGGCUCAUCGGGACUGACCGAUGAAAUCCAUUCAAAGCCACAGCCAAUGGCGCCCUCCCCGCGAAGACUGACAUCUACACUGACCAUGUCCAUGCGAAACUCUCCUGAUCGAUCAUUACUGUCCCAAUCAGAACGCCGGCCGUCGUCGGCGGCGAUUUCCACCGGCUCGAACAGCCCCAUGGAGUGCCCUACUCCGCGAUCUCACAAGAGCGCUGCGGGGCUUUUAGGCACAUCGCAGCCCUCGAGACUGGGCCUUACCCUGGCGGAAAUUGAGGCUGCGGAAAGCAGUGAUAGCAGUCUGCCUUCAUCCGCGUUCCCCGGUGGCAUCAGAACUGAUUCGCCCUCGUCCGAAAGAAGCUUUGAUCGAAAACGCCGGAGCCUGGUGCUCCCAGGGCUCUCAAGCUCUCCUCGCCGGCAGCAUUCGCCUGCCCGAGUUUCCGGUCCGCAUUCCCCACUGCGCAUGCCGAAGCCUCGGUUGUCCAGCGGUGGUGAUAGCUUACCAUCCCCAAUAGUUUCUCCGUCUACCUACGCGAGCGAAUUGGCCCACCAUUGCAAACACCACCGGAGACAGUCCUCAGCCACAUCCUCAGAUGUUGCCAAACCCCCUCCAUCCCCACGCCUACCCUCAGUAAGCCAGCAACAACCUCGACCCGCUCCGUUGUCCAUCAGGGAUUUUGAGAUCAUCAAGCCUAUCAGCAAGGGUGCAUUCGGCAGUGUGUACUUGGUCAAGAAGAAAGCCACGGGUGAGUAUUACGCCAUGAAGGUCCUCAAAAAGGCCGAUAUGAUUGCCAAAAACCAGGUCACCAACGUCAAGGCUGAGCGUGCCAUCAUGAUGUGGCAAGGGGAGAGCGACUUUGUCGCCAAGCUCUACUGGACUUUCUCUAGUAAAGAGUAUCUCUAUCUUGUCAUGGAAUACCUCAAUGGAGGGGAUUGUUCAUCGCUUGUCAAGGUUCUAGGGGGCCUCCCCGAAGAUUGGACCAAGAAGUAUACCGCGGAGGUUAUUCUUGGUGUUGAACAUCUGCACAACCGAGGAAUUGUACACCGUGACUUGAAGCCUGACAACCUUCUCAUUGAUCAGUCAGGCCACCUGAAAUUGACAGACUUUGGACUCUCUCGGAUGGGAUUGGUCGGCCGCCAGAAACGCGUGCUGAAAAACCCGGACGAAUCUGCCCCGGAUCUUCUGAAGCAAGGCUCAUUCCCUCGCGCAAUCUCUAUCGCGUCCUCUCGCUCUGCUUCAUUCGAUUUCCAGGCCAGCUCCUCCCCUGGCUCGACCCCACUCAUCACACCGGAUGUGUCUGCGAACGCCGUCCAGCCAUCUUACUUCAGUCUCAACCAGAGUGGGCUCAGUCGGCAAAGCUCUCGUCGGGCUUCAGGGUAUCGCAGUGAUAGCCUGGGGAGCGAUGGUCUCAACGGGAUGUUCAGGACAUUUUCCCUCAACGACAGUGCCCAUGACCCACCUGUCUCGUCACCCAGCAUAUUCUCGACGAGCAUGGUCGAGGAAGAGGGGGAGAGUGAAGCUGGCGAAUCACCUCGCCUUCAGCCGCUGCAACCCACAUUCAGCAACCCUCUUGCCCAGAACACUCCUCCUCAGCAAAGCAUGAUGCCCCCGGUGAUGGCGUUGUUCGAUCCAGAAGAUCAUGACCGCCGAUUCGUGGGAACUCCGGAUUAUCUGGCUCCGGAGACUAUCAAUGGCAUUGGCCAGGAUGAGAUCAGUGACUGGUGGUCCUUGGGAUGUAUCAUGUUCGAAUUUGUCUUCGGGUACCCGCCGUUCAACGCCGAGACGCCAGAUGAAGUUUUUGAAAACAUUCUUCAUCGCCGCAUCAAUUGGCCCGAUGACCCUGAGGAGUUCACCUCCGCAGAAUCCCUAGAUCUCAUGAACAAACUCAUGACUCUCGACCCCCGCGAAAGAAUCGGAGCCAAUGUCGAUGAGAAAUAUCCCAACGGUGGUGCAGAGAUUUGCAGCCACCCGUGGUUUUCCGAUAUUAACUGGAGUACGUUACUGGAGGACAAAGCCGAGUUUGUUCCCAAUCUUGAGAAUCCGGAAGACACGGAGUAUUUUGACUCCCGUGGUGCCACUCUCCAGUCCUUCGCAGAGGAGUUGGAAGACGAAAAUUCACCGCAACCCACAUCCACGGUCGGCCCUGAUCGCCCUCAUGAUGCACUUUUCAAGGUCCGAUCUCAGGUGAACUCGUCGAAACGGCCCUUGAUGCCCCUGCAUAUCCCUCCUCAUGUUCGUGACGCUCGAGAUUCACGUAGUCGCAGACUUAGUGAACCGGCCCUGGCAGAUGAUUUUGGAAGUUUCAACUUCAAGAAUCUGCCGAUGUUGGAGAAGGCAAACAAAGAUGUCAUUCAGAAGAUGCGGCAGGAGGCCAUGCAAGCACAGCAUCGACAGUCAAAUUCUUCGUCAACCGUUCAAACACCUGUCAGCUCGACACAGCCAUCCUUGGAAGGCAGUCCACUUCCAAUGCCGCUCCAGCGGACCCUAUCGCAAAACAAGGGUAACAAUCGGCCUUCUUCUCCAUCGGGCCUCAGCCAAACAAACUCUUCUCCCAGCAGGCCGUCCCAACCAUCUUCACCCCUUCUAGUCCAAUUCAGCACAGGGACCAACCAGGAGCGGCGCAAGACAUCUGGCUCCUCGUCGGCGUCUCACCAAUCCAGCGGCACCUUCCAGCCUUCUUCUGCCGAUCAAGGUCGUAUGCCAAACCUCAGACUUGGUUCAGUCGCAUCGUCUCCCGUGAAGCCAAACCGAAUCCCAGCCCACUCCCCCGAGAAGGCAUCCCACAGCCAGCGGCAGGGAAGUGUACCAGCAAGCCGCGCCCGCUCUCACACGAUCGGCUCACAAGAUGGGGACAAUUCGUCUUUCUCUAAAGAGCCAUUUGUGCCUCAUCAUCACAAACGAAGGAGUCAGCUCUUCGACAUCUCGCCUUCCUCAUCCGAUAACGAGGAUCCACGCACCAAAGCACUGUUGAAGGUUCAGCGCCGUCGCCAGAGCUCCCGGAGGCUGUCGCAAAUCAACAUCAUGGAGGGACCUUACUUCCGCCCACUGGAUGUUCUCAUUUGCGAGGAUCAUCCUGUCUCGCGGCUAGUGAUGGAACGCCUGUUUGAAAAGCUUAGGUGCCGCACCAUCACAGUUACAAACGGUGCUGAGGCUGUUCGAUUCGCUCUCAGUGAGGUUAAGUUUGAUAUCAUCAUGACUGAAUAUCGCUUGCCCCAGGUGAAUGGUGUUGAUUUUGCUCGGAUGGUGCGAGAGACGCGCAGUGCCAACCGGCACACUCCUAUCAUCGCAGUGACGGGUUACUUGAAAGAUUUACCGGAGAACCACAAUUUUGAUUCCCUGAUCCAAAAGCCUCCGACUUUACCCAAAUUGACGGAUGCGCUGUCCAAAUUCUGCAUGUGGAAGGCCCCUUCAUCAGACUACAACCCCCCUCCGCCUGUGCCCGUCCCUGGCUUCACCGGUCAGUCCAAUGCCCCGACUACCGAGGACAGCCCGAGCUCUGCAUCUUCCGGAUUUGUUCUCAACCCACCUAGCUCGUACCGCGGUUCCAGUCGGGACGAUUCGCUGAGUAGCAGUGUGUUCGGUGAGAUGGAAGCCUUCAAACCCGAGGAGGUUCCAGUGAUCAUCAAUCGUGGCUCCGAUGAGUGGGAUCAUCAGCAGGGUGGACUGGGGAUCUCAGAAGAAGCUGCUGCUUAUCCUAGUAGUCCUGAUCCCAAGGCUCCUCCCGUGCCUCACCUCCUUCAUACCACCUCCGCACCCGCGGCCAUGGACCCCACUGGCGGACUUACGCCCCGCAAGCAACGCUCAAGCGAAGGGAUCCGUGCUAAACGAGAGUCCCUCGAAAAAAAACGCUACGAGGGUGCCGAAUCUGGCGACGAUGAAGACGAAGAGCUGGGCAACUCUCAGGCACGCCGCAGCCCCCCGUCGCGAAACCGUCGCCCGGGCUCCAAACUGGGUAUUGAAAUGAUGCGAACCAACAGCCGCGGUAGUGUCGUCAGUGGUAGUGAAGAGCUCUUGAAGAAAGAGAGAGAAGCUAUGAGGGGCUUGAGCACACCAUCGGUCGACAACGAAGACAGCGAUGGCUCCUUGGGUUCCCCGGCAAGCACCAGCCUUGAGGAUCGGUUUGAGGCUCUUAGUAUCCCCGAAGAACCAGAGGCCGAAGAAUCACUUGACCCUCGGGAGUCUCCUAGGUUUGGUGAUACAUUUGACCCCCACCGACCGUCUCUGGUGCAUCAAGACACCUCAAUCUACUCGAAGACUCCCGAGCAUCGCCCGGCUCAAGCUACCUCGACGACUUCCAGCCACGGCCAAGUUACACCUCCUUGGGACCAGGCCCAAAGCACCACCCCUCAUCUCCCCGUGCCCAUCACCCCCGAACUCAAAAUCUCGGGCACUUCCAUGACCUCCGAUGGUGAUUCUGGCGAUUCUGGCGGUGAUGCCGACUGCAGUCCCACCCCAGACUCCGAGGCCACGCCGCGACCUCUCCAUCCUUCGCCCGAUCCAGAGCAGACUCCUCGUCCCUCGGAACGUCAUCGAUCAGACUUGAGCUAUGCGUUUAAACGAUAG
Messenger RNA from Penicillium olsonii, 6135 nucleotides. The record is from the annotation of a GenBank genome assembly. Lineage: Eukaryota; Fungi; Ascomycota; Eurotiomycetes; Eurotiales; Aspergillaceae.